Solea solea (common sole) is the source of this 5792-nucleotide messenger RNA. It is a transcript of the gene ago3a, whose product is annotated as argonaute RISC catalytic component 3a. The record is from RefSeq and is a predicted model, not a curated record. The transcript is spliced from 19 exons. Gene Ontology annotation, molecular function: RNA binding; protein binding. Gene Ontology annotation, biological process: regulatory ncRNA-mediated gene silencing; regulation of stem cell proliferation. Lineage: Eukaryota; Metazoa; Chordata; Actinopteri; Pleuronectiformes; Soleidae. The coding region runs from base 777 to 3380 and encodes 867 amino acids.
UGUGGCUGGAGCUCGGACUCCGUUCAUCUGUCACCGGACUGAAAACCCGGUUCUGCUCGGCGGACGCGGUUUGUCAGCUUUAUUUACCGGCUCACCGGGACACGGACACCCGCACAGACGCCGUCGGUGAGACUCGGUGCCGCGUCAGCUGCUGUUUUUUUCAUUAUUUUUGUUUAAUUUAAUGACAUUUUUUUCAACGCGGUAAAAAAAAAAAAAAAAAAAAGUCGCCGUCGUCCGUCUGAAACUGUGCGAGCUAACGGCUAAAGCUAAGCGCUGUGGCUGCUUCGACGCUAUACGGAGAGCAGACGCGGGUUGUUGACUGACGCGUUCGGUGUCCGGUGCUCGGUGUUGAGUCAUGUGUCCGGACUUGUUUGGACUCGGUGACCUGGCUGUGAUGGUUUCCUGACACAUCGUCUCCGCUGCUAACACCUACUUUUCCUCCAGCGGGGCUAGUUAGCAAACAGCGAGCUAACUCGGCUAACUAGCUGCUUCCGACUGACACUCGGCGUCAGCAGCGGUUUUUUCUCUCUUUUUCCUUCGUGGCAUUGAAAUCCGGUUGGACACGUUGGCCGUGUGGUGAUUAACGGCGGAACGAACCAGGCCCGGGGGUCUGUUACCCCCGCUCUUUCGCCCACUGUUCGGGGGGAGGAAGUUACCCGACAGCCGGCUCCUGCAGAGGCGGUACUCCGCCGCAGGAGAGCCCGCACUGAAGCGAGGGAGAGUCGGAAGGUUUGACAGCUGUGAUCCGGGACGUGAACCGGGCAGAGACCUCAUGAAUGGAAAUCGGAACUACAGGAGCCGUUGGGGCCCAGUCCCUGUUCUCCAUGCCUCGGCGGCCUGGCUAUGGCACCAUGGGGAAGCCCAUCAAGCUGCUGGCCAACUGCUUCCAGGUGGAGAUCCCCAAGAUGGAUGUCUACCUCUACGAGGUGGACAUAAAGCCUGACAAGUGUCCGCGGCGAGUCAACAGGGAAGUGGUUGACUCGAUGGUGCAGCACUUCAAGGUGACGAUCUUCGGGGAUCGCAGGCCGGUCUACGAUGGGAAGAAGAGCCUGUACACAGCCAACCCACUGCCCGUGGCUCCCACAGGGGUGGACCUGGAUGUCACUCUGCCAGGUGAAGGAGGGAAAGACCGUCCCUUCAAAGUGUCAAUCAAAUUUGUGUCUCUGGUCAGCUGGCACAUGCUGCACGAGGUACUGACGGGCCGCAGCAUGCCUGAGCCCCUGGAGCUGGACAAACCCAUCAGCACCAACCCGGUCCACGCGGUGGACGUGGUCCUGCGACACCUGCCCUCCAUGAAGUACACUCCGGUGGGUCGAUCCUUCUUCUCGGCUCCAGAGGGCUAUGAUCAUCCUCUGGGAGGCGGGAGGGAGGUGUGGUUUGGCUUCCAUCAGUCUGUGCGGCCCGCCAUGUGGAAGAUGAUGCUCAACAUUGACGUGUCUGCCACCGCGUUCUACAAGGCCCAGCCUGUCAUCCAGUUCAUGUGUGAAGUGCUGGACAUCCACAACAUCGACGAGCAGCCGCGUCCACUCACAGACUCACACCGGGUCAAAUUCACCAAAGAGAUCAAAGGCUUGAAGGUGGAGGUGACGCACUGUGGAACAAUGCGGAGGAAGUACCGCGUCUGCAACGUGACCCGCCGACCUGCCAGCCAUCAAACGUUCCCUUUACAGUUGGAAAACGGUCAGACAGUGGAGCGAACUGUCGCCCAGUACUUCAGGGAGAAGUACAGCCUGCAGCUCAAGUAUCCACAUUUGCCCUGUUUACAAGUGGGUCAGGAGCAGAAGCACACCUACCUCCCCCUGGAGGUGUGUAACAUUGUAGCAGGACAGCGAUGCAUCAAGAAGCUGACGGAUAAUCAGACGUCCACCAUGAUCAAAGCCACAGCUCGUUCUGCACCGGACAGGCAGGAGGAGAUCAGCAGACUGGUGCGUAGUGCCAACUACGAGGCCGACCCAUUUGUGCAGGAGUUCCAGUUCAAAGUGCGCGACGAGAUGGCCCACGUGACGGGGCGAGUGCUACCCGCCCCCAUGCUGCAGUACGGCGGCAGGGUGAGCACAGAGCACUUUAUGAACCGCACUGUGGCCACGCCCAGCCACGGCGUGUGGGACAUGAGAGGGAAGCAGUUCCACACCGGGGUGGAGAUUAAGAUGUGGGCCAUCGCCUGCUUCGCCACACAGAGGCAGUGUCGAGAAGAAAUCCUGAAGGGUUUCACCGACCAGCUACGUAAGAUCUCCAAGGACGCUGGGAUGCCCAUUCAAGGUCAGCCAUGUUUCUGUAAAUACGCCCAGGGAGCGGACAGCGUGGAGCCCAUGUUCAGACACCUGAAGAACACCUACGCCGGGCUGCAGCUCAUCAUUGUCAUCCUGCCAGGAAAGACUCCCGUCUACGCGGAGGUGAAGCGUGUGGGCGACACUCUCCUUGGCAUGGCCACCCAGUGUGUUCAGGUGAAGAACGUGGUGAAGACGUCGCCUCAGACUCUGUCCAACCUCUGCCUCAAGAUCAACGUGAAGCUGGGAGGCAUCAACAACAUCCUGGUGCCUCAUCAACGACCUUCAGUGUUUCAGCAGCCAGUGAUUUUCUUGGGAGCAGACGUAACACAUCCGCCUGCUGGAGAUGGAAAGAAGCCUUCAAUAGCUGCAGUGGUCGGCAGCAUGGACGCCCACCCCAGCAGGUACUGUGCGACUGUGCGGGUCCAGAGGCCCAGGCAGGAGGUCAUCCAGGACCUGGCCUCCAUGGUGCGGGAGCUGCUCAUACAGUUCUACAAAUCCACGCGCUACAAGCCCACCAGGAUCAUUUUCUACAGGGAUGGAGUUUCAGAAGGCCAGUUCAGACAGGUGCUGUAUUAUGAGCUGCUGGCCAUCCGCGAGGCCUGCAUCAGUCUGGAGAAAGAGUAUCAGCCUGGCAUCACCUACAUUGUUGUACAAAAACGUCACCACACACGUCUCUUCUGUGCCGACCGCAACGAAAGAGUUGGACGCAGUGGAAACAUUCCUGCUGGUACGACCGUGGAUACGGACAUCACACAUCCGUACGAGUUUGACUUUUACCUCUGCAGUCACGCUGGAAUACAGGGCACCAGUCGACCCUCUCACUACCACGUCCUGUGGGACGACAACUGUUUCACCGCUGACGAGUUCCAGCUGCUCACCUACCAGUUGUGCCACACCUACGUGCGCUGCACCCGCUCAGUCUCCAUCCCCGCUCCAGCCUACUACGCCCACCUGGUGGCCUUCCGCGCUCGCUACCACCUGGUGGACAAAGAACACGACAGCGCUGAGGGCAGCCACGUGUCCGGUCAGAGUAACGGCCGGGACCCGCAGGCGCUGGCCAAAGCUGUUCAGAUCCACCACGACACCCUGAGGACCAUGUACUUCGCCUGAGCUCCGCACACACACACACACACACACACUUCUCUCCCUGUCAUUGCCCACCCUGUUAACACACACACACACACAGACGCAACCAUGUACGCCAGUGGAGGAGUCCUCACCUUGUCGCGCCCCGCCUGGCGCCUGGCCCCCGCCACCCCCACCCCCACCAGACGCCUCGUCAAUCCGGACCUGACACUGUGCAGAGGGAAGGAGGGAGGGAAGGAGGGAAGGAGACACACCCACAUUGGACUGAGGACGCAAACGUCGCUUUAAAACAGAAAAAAAAACACACAAGAGAGAAACUAUUAUGCAAAAUCAAACCAGCCAACGCGUUGUUUUAUUCUCCGCCCUCUCACAGCGCCUGCUCUGGUCUCUGGAGGUGUAUGUUUUCUUUUAGUUUACCCCUCUUUUUUUCCACUCUUUCACUCGUCUGCUCCUCGGCCGUUCACACGUACCUCAAGUCAGUUUUGAGCAGCAGCACUUUUCACAUUUGUCGUGGAGCAGAGAAGAGUCGGUCUCCGCUGGCGUCUGUUUUCCCUCUGGAUUACAAUUUCACGGUUGCCACUUAUUAUUAUUCUUAUUAUUAUUAUUAUUAUUGUUGAUAUUAUUAUUAUUAUUUUCCCCUCGCUGUAUUUCCUCUCAUGUUUCACUCGUGUAUGUGUGUGUGUGUGUGUGUGGUCAGCAGUUCGUGUGAGCACACUGCCACCUGUUGGCUGACGAGGUAUGACGAGCUGUCGCUGUGUCCGUGUCAGAUCAUUUUUCUCUCACCUAUUUUAAACGUGGGUUUAGUUUUUAAGUGGCUGAUUUCUAUAUCAAUUGCUUAAAUGCAGCCAUGUAUGAGUUUUAUUUAAAGUAUAACACUGUUAUUUUUCCUUCUUCUACAUUAUGGACAUUAUAUUAUUUGUUUGUUUUUAAAAAAAAAUCAUUUAAACGUGUAAUCCUAUGUUUUUAAUCUCGGUAAAUGUCAUUUCUUACUCCAGUGCUUUAUCUCACAUUUCCCUCUGUGGAGUCUGAGGCGGACGUGUUUUCCUCGAGUGCAAUAAUCAGUUGAACGAGGAGGAAAGAGGACGUAAAAAAAAACAACCAUAAAAACAGUUUCCACAUUUCAUUUGAAGACAUUGUGACGUGUUUUCCUCAGAGAGGUGUCGAUGAUGAGUUUUGCCUUUUUUGAGGCAAAGAAAAAACAAAACCGGUGCGAGUGCAGUUUAUGGUAGUUUUCAUGUUUUUACUUGAAUUGAAGAAUUUUAUCGGCCUCUUUUACCAGAAAAAUCAAAGCUUUUCUUCACCAGAGAGCAGCGGAACGAGUCAAAGAGAGGUCGUAGAGAGGUGGUAGAGUUUAAGUGCCUGGUGGAAGUGGAAUUGUUUGACGGUCAGAAGCUGCACAGCCUUAUGACGACGACCCUGUUUGUUUUGUUUUUUGUGGCUAAAAGAAAGUUUCACCUGAAGCCUCUGAAGUCUCUGAUGCCUCUGAUGUCUCUGAAGUCUCUGAUGCCUCUGAAGCCUGUGAAGUCUAUGAUGCCUCGUUUGCACGACACGAUUGUCAGACAUGUUUCCGGCAUGGUUCGGUUUGGUGCAGUACGGUAAAGUCCUGGAUCAGGCUGGUGUUUUGGACUGAGAACAGUACUUUUACCCGGUAGGCGGGGGUGUGGGUGUGGUCUGUGCCCGAUGGUGACGUAGCGUGACGUCGCACGGCAACGAAUGUGACAACAGACGUCCAGCAGCUCUUUUUUUUUUCUGCUCAGUUUGUGGCUGUUGUGGGCGGAGCCAGUCUUGCUCCGCCUUGACUGUACCGUACCAUUUUAAGGAAUGGAAUGUUUGGUUCUUUAUUUAGCUUUUAUGGCUGUAGAAUUGUCAGAAAAUGUUCAGUGAGUGAGUUCUUCUGCUCCUUUUUUUUUUUUAUUCAACCGUUCACUGAGAAGCUAACGUUGCUAACGUGUGACGCACCGGUGAAUCUCGUCUGUGAUUGGAUGCUCGUUCUGCGGGAAGUCCUGAGGUUCUACCGUAAUGACAAGUAUAUUAACGCAAACGCUCUGCUCUCUGGUAUCUUUCCAUCCAUCUUCUACCCUGGACAGAACGCCAGUGCAUAGUUUUUGAAUUUACUAGACAUCACAAACGGUCUAUAGGAGUUACGGUAAUGAGAAGAACACGUGACCGAUCCUGUCUUGUGACGACAGAAGAGUUGAUUUGGUUCUAUUGCUGAAGGAAAUGCAAAGAAAACUGUACUGGACCAAACUGAACCGUUCCACUGGGUGGAAGCGCGGCUGUUUAUGUUAUGAACGUUGUGAAUCCUCAGUGCGAGUUGAGCGAUCGCCCAGAGGAAUACGACAUCUAAAGAUGAUCAAAGAUCGGGUUUGAUGAAACGAUUAAGGCUGCAACCGAUACUCAACCAAGGGUCUACUUUGAUCAUCGACUGAUCGAGUU